AUGGCCGGCAUCUCCAACGUUAUCUACCAGCACGUCUCCCCCGCCCUAGCAACGACCCUCUUCCGCAGGAACGCCGUCUACUUGACUGCUAUCUUCGCCGGUGCCUUCGCCUUCGAGCUGUCUUUCGACACUGGCUCCAACAAGAUCUGGGACUCCUGGAACGCUGGCCGUCAAUGGAAGGACAUUAAGCCUCGUUACCUCGUUGCUGCCGAGGAGGAGGACGAUGAUUAA
Molecule: messenger RNA, 231 nt
Organism: Penicillium atrosanguineum
Lineage: Eukaryota; Fungi; Ascomycota; Eurotiomycetes; Eurotiales; Aspergillaceae
Product: cytochrome b-c1 complex subunit 9
Exons: 5
Coding region: 1-231 (76 amino acids)
Biological process (GO): mitochondrial electron transport, ubiquinol to cytochrome c
Source: RefSeq, a predicted model, not a curated record